AUGAAAACAGUUAAAUUGUAAAAUGGAAAAAUAGUUAAACUUUAAUUUUGGGAUACAGCUGGAUAAGAAAGAUUUAAAUCAAUAACAAGCUCGUAAAAAAUAGAUAAAAAAAUAAAUAUAAAAAUAACAAAUUUUUAUAGGCAUUAUAGAAAUGCAUUAGGUGCAAUAUUAGUUUAUGAUAUCACAAAAGAAUUAACAUUUUAUUCAUUAAGUAAAUGGAUAGAUGAAAUUAAAAAUUAAACAAAAUAAAAUAUAUUUAUAAUGCUUGUAGGAAAUAAAUUAGAUUUAGUUUAAAAUAAUUAAAGUUUACGUAAAGUAACGAAGAGAAGAUGCUUAAUAAUUCGCAUUAGAAAAAUAAAUUUUAUAUCAAGAAACUUCAGCUUUAACAUCAAAUAAUGUAGAUUAAACAUUUGA
Ichthyophthirius multifiliis is the source of this 414-nucleotide messenger RNA. RefSeq lists its product as hypothetical. Lineage: Eukaryota; Ciliophora; Oligohymenophorea; Hymenostomatida. The record is from RefSeq and is a predicted model, not a curated record. Gene Ontology annotation, molecular function: GTPase activity; GTP binding. The transcript is spliced from 2 exons. Gene Ontology annotation, cellular component: endosome.